UAUUUAAAAUCUAAGAAGGUGAGGACGCUUUGUGGUUGUGUUGUAACUCCUCCUUCAACAGCCUUGUCAAUGAGUUUCUAUAAAUGUGAAGCUUCUCAUAUUCGUUUGCUGACACGGUAGAGAAGAAUCUAUAGGAUACAGAAAUAGCAAGGCAGAGCCAAGAUUUUUCUAAUUAGUUUAUAACUGCAUAGUAAGCUCAUUAGAUACAUAGAACCUAUAGCAUAAAAGCUAUUUGUGCUUUAGCCUUCUUGCAAGUACCAGCUGAUAAGUAGAUUUUUAUUAGUUUAGUAUCAGAGGCAUCUGGUGAGAGAAUGAAUGCUGAUGGCUGCAAUGGACGUUCAUAUGUGCAGGGUAAUGGAGGAGAGUCAUCAGCGGAGCAGGACUUUUAUAGCGGGUUGCAGGGCCCCUCUACAAGAUCUCCUAACAGUCAGCAGUCCUCACCACACCGCUCUCUCAGUGCAAACUCCAUCAAGGUUGAGCUGUGCAGUGAUGAUGAGUCAUCAGGUGCUGCACAGCCAGAGAACAAAGAAGCAAUGAGAGCUGAUGGAGGGAAAGAUGACAGAGGGGACCCUAUGGAAGAAGGGGAUGCAGAAUUUCCUGGGGCUGGAAGAGACAAACUAAACAUUUACAAUGAGAUGGCUGCUCCUAAUUCCGCCUCACCAGGACCUAUCCGGCUGCCCAAUGGGAAGCUGCAGUGUGAAGUUUGCGGAAUGAUCUGCAUUGGACCCAAUGUCCUGAUGGUCCAUAAGCGUAGCCACACAGGUGAGCGCCCGUUUCAGUGUAACCAGUGUGGAGCCUCCUUUACGCAGAAGGGGAACUUGUUACGCCACAUCAAGUUGCACUCAGGAGAGAAACCUUUCAAAUGUCCUAUUUGUAACUAUGCUUGCCGCCGGAGAGAUGCCCUGGCUGGACAUCUACGCACACAUGCAGUUUCUUCUCCGACGGUGGGAAAACCUUUCAAGUGCAACUACUGCAGUCGCAGCUACAAGCAACAAAACACACUGGAGGAACAUCUGGAGCGCUGCCAUAGUUAUCUUAAGACUCUGGACCCCCAGACUGAUGUCAAUUUGAAGACAGCACAGGGUGAAAAGUCGGUAAACAUGGAGACGGUUACUAAACCUAUACUGCAGCCAUCUAAUGAGAAAAUCCGGUUUGUGGAUAGACUGUCUAUUAGCAUAACCAAACGCAAGAGGUCAACACCACAGAAGUUUUUAGGUGAAAAGCACAUUCAGCUUGAGCCACCUGAAGCACCUUAUGAACUAUCCUCUGGCUCUGAGAAAGAAGGAGACCUCAUCAACUCCCAUUCUGCUGGGGGCUCAAUUGGACUUGCUGGUUCACACCUCCAUUACGCCAGGGGUAAGGACGAGAACCACGGAUCGCCCACACUGUCUCAGCUGCAUCCUGGCUUUGUGGCAGAACUUCGCACAGUUGUGGGCUCCAUUGACAGCAACAUGACUCCUCAGGGCCCCCGAGCCCAUAGUGGAGGUAGGCUGGCAACAAUGUCUCUUGGCCUGCCAGGGCGGGAGUCAGGUGAAAGCCGCAAUGACCAGCCCUCAGCAAAUAGCCACACCACCUCACCCAAUGGCUGUCCCGACUCUACGGACACAGAGAGCACAGCAGAAGAGCAGAGCACAAGGGCUACAGCCCCUACAAGUACCUCCAACAACCACCACCUCCUCUACCAAACCCCAGCACUGACCCGCAGCCAUCCCACCUCCAGCCCCAGCCAGGCCAAAGACUUAGAUGCAGAGUGGGAGAGAGGGGGCCCAGUGGCCCCUUCUGUAGUAAAAAGGAGUCCUGGCUCACCUCUUUCAUCCAGGGACAAUUUACAGGUGAUAGACAGGUCUGGCAGGCCUGUGCGCUCCUUCUACUGCAGGCACUGCCGCAUCAUAUUUCUGGACCAUGUCAUGUUCACCAUCCACAUGGGCUGUCACGGUUUUCGCCAACCGUUUGAGUGUAACAUCUGUGGCCAUCCCAGCCAAGACCGCUACGAGUUCUCAUCUCACAUCAGCCGUGGAGAGCACCAGGUGGGCUGAGGAAAGGAGAUGAAUGAGGAGAGGCAACUGUUGCUCUCUAAAAUUUUGGGCUCACGUUUGUUUUGCACCAGAUCUUUUGCUUUAAAUCCUUAGUAAAUAAAAUGAAUUACUGUGAGAUAUAUACAUUACAAAGACAGACGUGAGUAAAAAUCUUUUCAAUACACCAGUUAAAGUUUAGUGGAGGCAAAUUACAUUCUAUAAUUGAUUGCACUCCCAUAUCAAAUUCUAUGGCAAAACUAUAGAUUUUGCUUUUAAAGUGCCUUCUUUGGGGAUUUCCUCUCGAAAAAAAGGGGGAGAACUGGUGCUCAAAAGUCUUGACUAGCCAUCUUUUCCUAAGAGAUUUUUUUCAGUAGUUAUCACAUUUAGGACAUCAUGUUAGCAUGCAGUUCUGGGAAUAACAUAAAUUCUUAAGAUUGCUUAGUGUGCACUAAGAGCUUUGCUUUUGUGGCUGAAGAGGGUAUUUUGUGUAGUGUGUCAGGUAAGCUUAAUAUGCACUGAGAGCUUUGUGCCUCUGGGUGUGGGAGGAUCUUUUGUCGCAGACGAAGCGCACAGAUGGAUUGCCUUAACUCCUACAGUUGUGCACUGUUGUAGGAAUAUUGUUUACAGCAUGGUUUAACAGUGUGUGAAGUCCACUCUGAUUAAUCAGGAUGAUGCAAAAUCAUUAAGGGAAAUAUGGGUAAAAUGGAAGUUUAGGGCUCAAAUCUAAAAUAUAUUUUUGGAUUUUAAAGUCAGUCUUAGAAUACUGGUGCAGAUCAGACCAUGAGCCAUGCCGUAAGAGCCUCAUUGAUUCGGCCCAGCGUGCUAUACCUCUCUACAGGGUUGCACUUUUAGGUUCCCUGCUUAUAUAUGAACAUUUUUGCUGAAGCACUUCAUGGCUUUAUGAAAUUGAUUUCUGUGAUUGUUCUACUGCACUGAUAAAAUGGCAUAUUACUUCACAAUGACCGACCAUCUGAUCUGCAACACGGAGCCAGCCUUCUUCUACAGUGUCCCGGAGCGCUGCACUGGUUCUGCCGUCUGCACUCAAGUUUGCUGCAAUGUGUGACUGAGAAUUAAAUGUUAGUUCAACUAAAACAAUUCUUUUGUGGUUUUGCACUCAGCAGUUGCAGCUGAGAUUUUAAACGAGUUCCAUGACAUAAGUGGUUAGGAAAUUAUUUAAAAAAGAAUUAAUAAGAAAUCAGUUUGGAUCUGUUCAGUUAUCACUUGUGAUUAUCUAUUUAGUGUUGUUUGUUUCUGCCUUGGUGUAUUUAAUCAGCUAUAUUCCAAAUCUUAUCCAGCAUAUUCCUCAAGUCCAUGAAAUGUUACCUCCUGCUUCUUUCUAGCACCCGAAUACCUUAUUGCUACAGUUUGGUGAGUUAUUUGAUAAUGUUAAUAUUGGGAACAUGAAUGAGACCAAACUCAGUAUUCUUAUUUGUUAUUGUGGGUUUGCUGCUUUAUAGUUUAACUUGAUUUAUUUUAAUAGCAAGCAAAAUGUACUUGAAACUGUUUGGAAAAAAAUCUAAAAAUGCACUUGGGUUUGAUAAGUAGAGAGCUGUAUGUGUGUGAAAGAGAGCGUGUGUGUAUGAAUGGAAUAUAGCAUGUGUGCUUGUCAUUUUCUGCUUUAACCUGAAUUGUGAAUUAUUUUUGAAAUGUGAAGUAAUUUUAAGAAGUUAAAACGAGGCAUGGGUUUUAGUCUCCAUGUGUGGACUUAUUUGUUUUAAAAUAUUUUGUGAAUGAUGUAACAUGACAAAACACUUUACCUCAGAGUUUAAGAUGUACAACUGCCUCAUUCGUUUAAAAAGUCAUGUUGCUUUCCAAUAUGUUCUUGCAGUUACAAAUGCGUGCCCCUUGAUAUUUUCAAGACUUUUUACUGUCAAUAAAGUUACGUUUAUUGUUAA
Messenger RNA from Melanotaenia boesemani (Boeseman's rainbowfish), 3910 nucleotides. It is a transcript of the gene ikzf4, whose product is annotated as IKAROS family zinc finger 4. Gene Ontology annotation, molecular function: RNA polymerase II cis-regulatory region sequence-specific DNA binding; DNA-binding transcription factor activity. The transcript has 8 exons. Gene Ontology annotation, biological process: regulation of transcription by RNA polymerase II. Lineage: Eukaryota; Metazoa; Chordata; Actinopteri; Atheriniformes; Melanotaeniidae. The coding region runs from base 312 to 2036 and encodes 574 amino acids. The record is from RefSeq and is a predicted model, not a curated record.